Messenger RNA from Cooperia oncophora, 396 nucleotides. The record is from the annotation of a GenBank genome assembly. Lineage: Eukaryota; Metazoa; Nematoda; Chromadorea; Rhabditida; Trichostrongylidae.
AUGAAAACGGCCACGGAAACUAUGAAGCAUGUAUUUCAAUGCUAUUUCUCCGUUUUAAAACGAGUUCCAAAUGUAGCUUUGCUCGAACCCGUGCUCGAGGGCCUAAGCAAGUUCGCUCAUCUGUUAGGAGUGGAGUUUUUCGAAGAUAUUGUCUGUACUAUGGAAAAUCUCGUGGACAAGGAGCACCUGCGAAUUUUGGAUCAGUUGUACUGUAUCAAUACGGUGUUUGUGAUCCUAUCUGGUGAAGGUCAACUUCUUAACAUUGAUCCAUCACGAUUUUACCGCUCCAUUUAUCGAUUGCUCAAUCAACUGCCUUUUGAAAAGAAACCAGAAACGACAACAAGAGCUAACACCAAAAAACCUUCAAUUUCACAUCGAGAACUGGUUACAGAGUAG